Molecule: messenger RNA, 3996 nt
Organism: Manihot esculenta (cassava)
Lineage: Eukaryota; Viridiplantae; Streptophyta; Magnoliopsida; Malpighiales; Euphorbiaceae
Product: RNA-dependent RNA polymerase 1-like
Exons: 5
Coding region: 364-3828 (1154 amino acids)
Biological process (GO): siRNA processing
Cellular component (GO): nuclear RNA-directed RNA polymerase complex
Molecular function (GO): nucleic acid binding; RNA-directed RNA polymerase activity
Source: RefSeq, a predicted model, not a curated record
UUGGAAUGCAAGAAAAGAAUUGAAUUCUAAAGAAUUGCUUUCAUUAAUAAAUAAUUUUGUAAUAACAAAUUGCAAAUGGGAUUAUUGAAAAGUAACAACAUAAAUUACUGGGGCAUAGAGAAAUAUGAAUCCUUGUACAAGUUGAAGAUUUGAAAAAGGCUUAGUUUGCGAUGCAAGGCAUACUCCAAAGUUAUAUUCCAUCAAUCAUCAAUCACACUUUUUGGUCAGUUAUAAAGCUGAUCCAACAUCUACUUUAGCAACAAUCUGCGCAAUUCCUCUCUUCUCUGAAGUAUCUCUAGUGCUAGAGACUUAUUCUUGAAGUCGAGCAACAGUCUUCUCUAAUCUCUUCUUUUGCUCUUCCGUAUGUGGCUGAUGGCAAUCGUAGAGCUUUUUCUCUGUGUAAUUGACUGGUGUGCUCAUAAGCUCUGCAACUAUCUGUUUAAAUUGAUUGAACACAAAAUGGCCAAGACAAUCAGUCUCUACGGAUUUCCUUCUGUCGAGAAUCCAGAAGACAUAAAAGAAUUUCUGGAGGAAUAUACAGGAGAAGGAACCGUGCUCGCUGUGGAGGUUGCGCUGCCCAAAAGUUCAGGUUCAAGAACACAUGCUAACGUUCAGUUCACUGACGUAGAAGCUGCUGAAACCAUCAAAUCAUUAGCUGAGGAUUACCUGUGGUAUGAGAAUUCUUAUCUGAAAGCUCGGGACGCCCACCAUGACAUUGUUCCAAUGCCAAGGAACUUUGUGCAAUGCAUAGAUAACAUUACGUUGAACUUUGGAUGCCAGAUUUCCAAGGAAAUAUUCUCUCUUCUGUGGAAACAGGAAAAUGUUUCAGUUAAAUUUGGGUUUGGACUCAGAAAAUUCUUCUUCUUUUUCUCUUUUCUUUCCACUGAUUACAAGCUUGAGCUUUCCUAUGAGAAUAUCUGGCAGAUCGAUGUACGUCGUCCUCAUGGUGGAGCCAAGAAAUUUCUUAUCAUUCAGUUAUAUGGUGUUCCCAAGAUUUAUAAGAAAGACACAUCUGCUCUGUGCUAUUUUAAGGAAGCUGCUGAUGACAAGUGGGUCCGGGAAGUUGAUUUUACUCCAUCCUGCUGCGUUGGCCAAUCCUCUGCCUUGUGCUUGGAGCUUCCACUCAGGGGUAGACUUCCAAAUUUUCAGCAAAAUUUUGCACACUACAAAGAAAACGAAAGCCAAUUCCAUUUGGUGACAGGUUCAGCUUUCUCUUGCAACUCAGAUCUUGUCCCCAUUGUGAGUUCACCAAACGGCCUCCACUUACCAUACGAAAUAUUGUUUAAGGUUAAUUCUUUAGUUCAGCAUGGCUGUCUUCCUGGGCCUGCACUCGAUGCCGAUUUCUUUCGUUUGGUUGAUCCACACCGAGUAGAAAUUGCAUACAUAGAACAUGCACUUGAGAAACUGCGCCAUUUGAAUGAGUGCUGCUAUGAUCCUGUAAGGUGGCUCAGUGAGCAGUACAUGAAAUAUAUUACUUCUGGCAGGCUUCCAGGGCCACCUGUUGCUGCCUUAGACGAUGGGUUGGUGUAUGUAUACAGGGUUCAGAUAACUCCUGCUAAAGUAUAUUUCUGUGGUCCAGAAGUGAACCUCUCCAAUCGAGUUUUGCGCAAAUAUCCUGAUGAUAUCAAGAAUUUUAUUCGCGUUUCAUUCGUUGAUGAGAAUCUAGACAGACUUUAUUCAACAAAUUUAUCUAGUAGAACAUCUUCUGUAAAUGACGAAAGGCGAACUGGAAUUUAUGAAAGGAUACUGUCAGUACUGAGAAAUGGUGUAGUCAUUGGAGAUAAGAAGUUCGAGUUUCUCGGCUUUUCAUCGAGUCAACUGCGAGAAAAUUCUGUUUGGAUGUUUGCUUCUAGGCCUGGACUUACCGCAGAAGACAUCAGAAAGUGGAUGGGAGAAUUUCGUGAAAUAAAGAAUGUGGCUAAGUAUGCUGCUAGGCUUGGCCAAUCUUUCAGUUCAUCAAGGGAAACUUUCAAUGUUUAUAGACAUGAAACUGAAAUAAUUCCUGAUAUAGAAGUUAAUAAUAAUGGAGUUAACUAUGUAUUCUCUGAUGGAAUCGGAAAAAUUUCUUCAGAAUUGGCUCAUAGCAUAGCCCAAAAACUUGGCUUCAGGAACUAUACUCCAUCAGCUUUUCAGAUUAGAUAUGGUGGCUAUAAGGGUGUUGUAGCUGUUGAUCCAACUUCACCAAUGAAAUUGUCACUGAGGAAGAGUAUGUCCAAGUUCAAAUCAAACAACACCAGCCUAGAUGUUCUAGGAUGGAGCAAGUAUCAAGCUUGUUUCCUUAAUCGAGAAGUGAUCACUCUUUUGUCUACUCUUGGAGUCAGGGACCGUGAUUUUGAAAGGAAGCAAAAAGAGGCUGUAGCUCAACUUGAUGCUAUUUUGACAGAUCCAUUACAGGCAGAGGAGGCACUUAAAAUGAUGGCCCCUGGAGAGAACACCAACAUUCUCAAGGAAAUGUUCUCUUGUGGUUACAAGGCAAGCACAGAGCCAUUUCUUUCAAUGAUGCUGCAAACAUUCCGUGCUGCAAAAUUAUUUGAUUUGAGGACCAAAACAAGGAUAUUUAUUCCGAAAGGCAGAGUAAUGAUGGGAUGUCUAGAUGAAACUGGGACACUGGAAUAUGGUCAAGUAUUUGUGCAGUAUUCUUGUGCCAGCAAUAGGCAGUUCAUCAGCUGCAAUGAAACAGAUGAACUGCAUCAGAUCUUUCAGGGGAAGGUCGUGGUCGCAAAAAAUCCGUGCCUACAUCCUGGAGAUGUUCGUGUCCUGAAGGCUGUGGAUGUACCUGCUUUACAUCACAUGGUGGACUGUAUCGUUUUUCCACAGAAAGGAAAGAGACCUCAUACGAAUGAAUGCUCGGGAAGUGAUCUUGAUGGAGAUGUCUACUUUGUCUGUUGGGACCCUGACCUUAUUCCUCCUUCUCGUUACCCACCUAUGGAUUAUACAGCAGCCAAAAGUAUGAUUCUGGAUCAUGAUGUUACAAUUGAGGAAGUCCAGGACUACUUUGCAGACUACAUACUUAAUGACAGCUUAGGAAUCAUUUGUCAUGCCCACAUUGUCUUUGCAGAUAAGGAGCCUUCCAAGGCUAAGAGUAAAGAAUGCAUUGAGCUUGCCAAGCUCUCCUCAAUUGCAGUUGAUUUCCCCAAGACUGGCGUGCCAGCCAAAAUUCCACCACAUCUUCGUGUAAAAAAAUAUCCAGACUUCAUGGAAAAGCCUGACAAACUGAAAUAUGAGUCGCAACGUAUAAUUGGAAAGCUUUUUCGAGCUGUAAAGGACAUUGCACCUAGUACUAGCCCUAUAAGAUCCUUCACUAUGCAAGUGGCAGUUCAGUGUUAUGAUCCUGACAUGGAAGUAGAAGGAUAUAUGAAUUAUAUAAAUGAUGCAUUCUACUACAAAAGUCAGUAUGAUAACAAGUUGGGGAAUAUGAUGGAUUAUUAUGGGAUAAAAACCGAGGCUGAAAUAAUCAGUGGAUGGAUUGUGAGUACUUGGAAAUCUUUCGACAAGAAAAGGGAUUUCGACACGAUAAUGUUUUCUGCAAGGUCAUUGAGGAAUCAAGCAAGAGCCUGGUUCAAUGAGACAGAAACUGAUGAUUUAUAUGCAAAAGCAUCAGCUUGGUACUAUGUGACAUACCAUCCAAGUUUUUGGGGUAGGUAUAAUGAAGGGUUGGAUAGAGAUCAUUUCCUGAGUUUUCCAUGGUGUGUCCAUGACAAGCUUAUUGAGAUCAAGAGAGGCAGAGCAGGUGAUGGUAGUAAUACUGUUUCUCCAGAUUUGUCUUCAUUGGCACACCAGUUCAGCGACUCAGUCUCAUUGAAUUGGUACUCAGAGAUUGAAGAUUAGAUGGAUUCUUAGAUCCUUUUUAUCCAUCAGCUCUAAGUUGAGAAACAUAGAACUAAUCACCUAAGUAUGUGAUGAUUGUAAUUGUUGUAAGAUAAAAACUUGUUAGUGUGGAAGUGUUUGAUUUUGGAUUAAUGAUUGCCUGCUAUAGAAGGUUUAUGGUAUUGAGAA